AUGGAUAUCUUGGAGGUAGAUGCCCUAUACAGGAGGAAAGUCACCGCUCAUGCAAAGAGCCAGUUCCUUAAGCUGCUGCCUUUCUUGGCCUCCUCCAUUGGGUAUUUCAUUCUCUCGCCCCAAGAACCCAGCCUGCUGGGCGCUGUCGUCAAAUGCCUCCCGGUUCUUUCUCUGGCAUUCUACGUGGCUGGGGAAUCAAGAAGUGCAGGUGUAGGCGCCUGGACACCAUACGCCCAGCGGAUAUUUUCUGGCCUUCUGCUCUCGGUCGUGGGAGAUGCUUGUCUGGUGUGGCCACAACUUUUCAUUCCAGGAAUGCUCGCCUUCGCCGGAUGCCACAUCUCCUACAUCCUGGCCUUCGGCCUGCGUCCCUUUAACCCCUUGGUCUACCUCGUCGUGGCUGCUUUCAUGGUGUCAGAUUACACCCUCCUGCAGCUGCCCUGCCUGAAAGGCUUCUACGUGGUGGCUGUGGCGAUCUACUCGAGCCUGCUGGGCGUCAUGGCCUGGCGCGCGCUGUCUCGUCCGAACGGCCAGCUCAGCGCCUCAGUGGGCAGCGUCUUCUUCAUCGUCUCUGACACAUUUGUGGGCCUCGAUACGUUCUGCCACUCCGUGCGCCACCCGCACCUCAUCAGCAUGAGCACCUACUACAUCGCCCAGGGCUUGAUCGCGCGGUCCGUGGCCUCUGACAUCAGCUCCAAGAAGGAGAGCUGAGCGCUUGAGGACCCCAAAGAAUCCGUCCCCUCAGCAACUCCCCUCUCACGUUCAACGAGCUCCAUCUACACCCUCUGGCCUUCUUCAGAUUCCUUCCAUAGAACCAAGUUCUUCCUUCCAGAUCCUU
This is a messenger RNA of Elgaria multicarinata webbii, 835 nucleotides long. It is a transcript of the gene TMEM86B, whose product is annotated as transmembrane protein 86B. The coding region runs from base 1 to 708 and encodes 235 amino acids. The transcript is spliced from 3 exons. Gene Ontology annotation, biological process: ether lipid metabolic process. Gene Ontology annotation, molecular function: alkenylglycerophosphocholine hydrolase activity. Lineage: Eukaryota; Metazoa; Chordata; Lepidosauria; Squamata; Anguidae. The record is from RefSeq and is a predicted model, not a curated record. Gene Ontology annotation, cellular component: membrane.